UCAAAAUCAAAUUUCGUCAAACUAAAUAGGCGGAAUUACUUGCUUUUUACAUUUGCAAAUUUCGAGCCAGAUUGAAGAAUUACUUUUUUCACCAGGAGGACGUUACUUCCUAUCUUUUGUGAGAUACCUUUUCAGUUAUUGCACCUUUUUAUUCCAAUUUUAAAAUGCUGAGUUAUUUUGUGUCGCUAACCACCUGAAAGCAUUUUCAAAAUGUUCAUCGAAUUUUUUUCAUAUGUCGUCAUGGAAACCUUUGAUAUGCUAAUAUAUUUAAUCUUUGUGCCAACCAAAGAAGAUAUCCCAACGGCUCGAACCUUUCAUGUAUGCGCUCGUUUACGUCGAGAAGUUAUUUUCACAUCUUAUUGCAUUUUGCGCGGAAGACCUUUUCCUAAACGGAAUCGUACCUUCUAUCCCAUUUUUAAUGCAGAUAUCAAAAGGAAAUUAUUUUCACAGCCAUACAUCGACGGCCUUAAAUAGAACUAAUUCAACGGUAGAAUAUUCGCGCGAAGGCUGGUUGACGAAAGGAUGCUAGCUGACGAGAGGGUGUUGUAUCUAUUUAUCAGCGAUUCGCUCGAACCAUGAGGAUCUUCACAGCAAUAUAAAUAGCAGAUGGGUACUGGUUGUUCAAAAUCGGUUGUCGUUAUUUCAAACACGAGCUGGAAGACCCACGACGCGCGACCCAGCCAAAGUUCUGCUUCGCAUAUAUCAUCUACAAAAUGUUCAGGAUCCACCAUUAAAACUCUUGCGGAGGCCGCAAUUUGGAGCCCAUUUAAGCUGAGCCGUUCUGAAGCCGAGGAACUUCUGUCUCAAGCGGAGCCCGGUGCCUUUGUUUUUUCCCAUGACAUGACGUCAGAGUUAUUUCUAUCGAUAUGCGCGGGAAAAUACGUGUGCCAUCAUGCCGUGUUAACACGUGACCAAGGCUACUACGUCGGCGCAAGACGCUUUACGACGAUUGGAGCUGUAGUUGAUUACUUUAAAGACCAUCCUCUGGGAGAAACCACUUUAAAACAAGAGUUUAAAACACCUAACCCAAGGAUCACUUCUCAAGUACAAAUCAAACAGCAUCCAGAUAUCAUUAUCUCUUGUUCAGCACAAAUUUCUACAAAUGGCCACGACGCUGGUCAAUUUCAAUGCGAUCAGUCGCCUUCCACUCUCCGAACGUCCGUCAGUAGAAAGAAUAACCAAUCACAAUCGCCUAAAAUAAUGUUGACGUCACAUCCGUCAGGGAGAGAAAGGACUCUUACAGACGAUGAUGGUCAGGUGCUGGUUGCCAUAGACAAUGAUGGGCAAACACCUCCGAGAUGCCAUCCACGGGUCGAUACACUAACAAAGAAACAGUUAACAAGAAGUAUGGCAAUAGAUAGGACUGACUCCUCGGGAGAAAUUCAAGAAACAGCUCUCUCGCCAUUGUUACCUACAAGAAGUUCAACAGUUAAAUGAGAAAUGGCUCACUAUGAGUCACGUUCGUCCGAAAAACUCAGUGGUGUUUUCUUGAACCAGGCCUCAGUUAAAGAGAAGCCUACUAAAUGAAAAUGGCUCACUCUCUCACAGUCUGGACACGUUUUUUGACAGUCCUUCGUAUAGAAGUCUAUAGAGGUCUUUCAUUAUUACAUACCGUCAUGGAAGGGAAACAGAAAAACAUUCAACAGUCAUAACGAGAAAGACAUGAAAAAUGUUCUCCAGGUUUGUUCAUACGAUAUUUUUGGUAUGGCUACUAUUAGGCAAAGAAUGCACACGAACCUUUUAAGGUGCGUCACCUUUAAUAACCUCUAAAGUGAAAAAAUCGAGGAUCUCUGGUCCUCCGAAGCUCGAUCGUUCCUUUUUAACUCUAGAAUGAUUUUGAGAUCGAUUUUGAGCUUUGAAUGAUUUUGAGAUCAAAGCUUUCACACCCAACCUAAACACGUUAACGUUGUUACCGUGCUUUAAUCGCGCAUGCAAGUGUUUUUGCCUGCCCUGUGAAUAAAAAACAAUCAAACAAACAAACAAACCAAAUGAAACUGAUUUUUUUAUUUACUGUAAUAUUACAAAUAGUGUAGAUAGAGUGAAAAAAUAUUUUGACUUGUUGGUGAACUUAAAAAAAAAUAAAUGAUGAAUUGAUUUUCCCAGUUAAAUUGCAAGUCAUUGCAGAAAAAAGUCUGGAGGAAAAUUUAAGGGCAACGACUGAUCAACUCAUCACAAGGUGUGAAAUGGUGUACAACGUCGAUAAUGAGUUAAAACACAACCGCUCCGUUUAAGAUAUGAAUGAAAGAGCGCACUACAUGGUGGAAAGUCAUUAAACCACCCUGUACAUUCACUAAAACAUUAGCAGUAAAAUAUCGUCUUUCAUCACCAAUCCUUAAUUUUUUAGUUUUUCAUUCAGUAGAGAAAGGAUGGUGGAAAACUCAGUCUGCUGUGAUACACAUGAAUUAUGUAACAUACCUUACCAAGGAGAAGACAGCUUGAAUGGCACACUUUAUAUUAAAAUUUUGAGGUUUAUGCC
Stylophora pistillata is the source of this 2476-nucleotide messenger RNA. RefSeq lists its product as uncharacterized. Gene Ontology annotation, biological process: enzyme-linked receptor protein signaling pathway; cell migration. NCBI's taxonomy places the organism in Eukaryota, Metazoa, Cnidaria, Anthozoa, Scleractinia, Pocilloporidae. Gene Ontology annotation, cellular component: cytoplasm. The record is from RefSeq and is a predicted model, not a curated record. Gene Ontology annotation, molecular function: signaling adaptor activity; receptor tyrosine kinase binding.